This is a messenger RNA of Anoplopoma fimbria (sablefish), 5559 nucleotides long. RefSeq names its product forkhead box protein O1-A-like. Lineage: Eukaryota; Metazoa; Chordata; Actinopteri; Perciformes; Anoplopomatidae. Gene Ontology annotation, cellular component: nucleus. The transcript has 4 exons. The record is from RefSeq and is a predicted model, not a curated record. The coding region runs from base 215 to 2167 and encodes 650 amino acids. Gene Ontology annotation, biological process: regulation of transcription by RNA polymerase II. Gene Ontology annotation, molecular function: RNA polymerase II cis-regulatory region sequence-specific DNA binding; DNA-binding transcription factor activity, RNA polymerase II-specific.
AGUCGGUGCAGGAUGGUGUGAACUUCAGUGAAGACCUUGAACGGAACACUUCUCUUGACUUCUGAAUUACAAACCUCUCUUUAUAUUGACUGCCUUAGAACUGCAAUCUGGUGCGUGAACGCAUCAUUUUACCUGUUGAUUUUACACAAAUUAUUUUUAUUAUUAUUAUUAUUUUUUAUGUGAGUGUCUGUGUGACAGUGAUAACGACUCAGACAUGGCUGAGGCACCGCCACAACAGCCGGUCGAAAUAGACCCGGAAUUUGAGCCUCUCUCCCGCCCGCGGUCCUGCACCUGGCCGCUCCCCCGGCCGGAGCUCAACGACCCGGCCAGCUCCAACACAUCGUCCCCGGCACCGUCGGUUCAGCCGGAGCCGGGAGGAAACCCCGAGUUCAUCAGCAACCUCGGCUUGUUAGAGGAGGACUAUGAAGAGUAUGCAGAGCAGAAACCUCCCGUGCCCUGCAAUGAUUUUCAGUGUCGGGAGGCAAACUGUGUGCAUCCACACCACCGCCACCACCCCCAUCACCAUCAUCAUCGUCCUCUCCAGCAGCAGCUCCCCGGUCCGCAGCUGCCGCCUCAGCAACAGGUGCCUCCUCCGGGCGUCGCACCCCUGGGCAGCUCCGGCCAGAGGAAGAGCAGCUCGUCCCGUCGUAACGCCUGGGGGAACAUGUCGUACGCAGACCUGAUCACCAAAGCGAUAGACAGCUCACCCGAGAAGAGGCUGACCCUGUCUCAGAUUUACGACUGGAUGGUGAAGAAUGUGCCUUACUUCAAGGAUAAAGGAGACAGUAACAGCUCCGCCGGCUGGAAGAACUCCAUCAGACACAACCUUUCCUUGCACAGCCGCUUUGUGCGCAUACAAAACGAGGGAACGGGUAAAAGCUCCUGGUGGAUGCUCAACCCAGAGGGGGGAAAGAGUGGAAAGUCACCCCGACGCAGAGCUGCCUCCAUGGACAACAACAGUAAGUUCACCAAGAGCAGAGGAAGGGCCACAAAGAAAAAGAUGUCUCUACAGGAAGCAGCUGAGGGAGGAGCAGGCAGCCCUGGUUCCCAGUACUCUAACUGGCUGGGAAGCCCAAACUCCCACAGUAACGAGGACUUUGAAGCCUGGAGCUCCUUUAGGACGCGCACCAGCUCUGACGCCAGCACCCUGAGUGGCUGCCACUCACCUUUUCCUUCUGAACAGGAUGACCUGGGGGAGUCUGAUGGCCACAUGAUGUACCCUGGAGCAGCGGGAAGCAAGAUAACCUCCACCCUACCCAGCCUGUCCGAGGUAGCUGGAUCCAUGGGCCAACAUGGCUCAGAGGGCGUCAUGGAGAGUCUGCUGGAUAACCUGAGUGUGCUGUCUCCUAAAACCCAGCUAGGUUCUGACUCCUCACAUUCAUCAAAUGCUGCCAUGCUUCAGAGUAGCCCCUACAGCUCCACUGGCCUGACCUCCCACCCACAGAAGGACUACCAUAAGUGCAUGUACAGCCAGGUGAGGAUGAACUCCAUGCCCCCCGCUCCCAUGCAGACGCUUCCAGAGUCCAAGCCGGGCUUUAGGGCUUAUGAGAACCAGUAUAUUUGCCCUGCUGGCCUCCUCAAAGAGCUGCUGACGUCAGAUGCAGAGGCCAGUAGGGAUAUACAGGUGUCUCAGGUGGGGAGGGGAGGUUGUCUAAUGCCCACUUACAGCCGCCAGAGCCACAUGGGGGGUCAUAAUGGAGUAAAAAUGAUGACUCCUCCUCAAAGUCACCUAGUUCAUCAUGUAAAUCCACAAGAUAUACAUAGACAGGGUCCUUCAACCUCACAAGAUUUGAAUAGCUGUAACAUGAUCCCCCUGACUAGCCUGACUAGUCUUUCAGGGGGCCCUCCUCGAAUGACCAGCCUGAGGACAUGCGUGCAGUUGCCCCGUGGACACCCAGCACACACUAAUGCUGUUUCGGCAACCUACGGCAACAACAACGGCUACAGGGAACUCAACUUGAUUCACCCGCACAGUCAUCACCAGGAGCGGCUGCCCAGUGACCUGGACAACGUGUCCAUUGAGAGGUUUGAAUGUGACAUGGAGACGGUCCUCCAUGACACCCUCAUGGAUGGCGGGGCACUGGACUUUAACUUUGACCCCACAACUGGGCCUCUAGGGUUUCCCCAGAGGGUGAAAACCACCACACAUAGCUGGGUGUCAGGCUAGGACGCAUGGUAGAUCACAACAGGUUUUUCUCAGCAUCCCGCCACUGCUCUACUCCAUUCAGAGACUGGAAAAUGUAAAUCAGCCACCGCCGUAACUCUCCACAGAGCAUUUGGCAAAAACUCAUUUACAGAAAAUGUACAUGUCUUGAGUUGCAGCUCCUUUAUACUUUAUAUGUAAUAGACAAAACUCAAUAAGAUCCAGAUACUUAAAUAGACACAAAACUGUUAAUUCAUAACCGCAUUGAAGCUCUGCAGAGAGAAAAUGAAUGAGAGACAAGCCAGCAUUUGCAAAAAAAGACUUGUUUACAAUUCCCUGUCCAGAACUGGAAACAUGUGUAUAUUUGAUAUUUUUGCUGAUUUUUGUUCAUAUAAACAUAUACAUUACAGUAUAUUACAUAAUACAGAACAUAGAAUCAGAGUGCCUUUGUGGCCAGUCCGACAUUAGGCCAACAUUGCAAAUUCAUCUUUUGAUUUAAGAAUGAACUUUGCAGCAGUCAAUAGGCCCAGUUGAGCCCUUUUGAGCCUACUUAUAGGACUCGAAAUUGCAGUAGGGACACAACAAGACAGUUAUAGUAAUUUAGGGUGUGACCACACUGCUCUGUAAGUGCUGUAAGAAGUUUUAAAGUCAGUUCUUUACUAACUACCAUCCAGUGAAAUUUGUCAGUUUUUGAGUCAUUUGGGGCCAACGGAGCAGGAUAUAUUGAGUUAAACCAUUUAGCUGUGUUUUUUUCCAGUGCUUAAUAUGUAAAGUAUGAGUCUAAAAUGGCACCCAUAUUUUAAGGGAUAACUUGAUAUUACAUUCUGGUGGAGCAAAAACCUGCUAAUAUGUUCUAUAUAGUCUGAUCAGUUAGUUUAUAAGGGUUGGAUGAAAAGCUCAUGAUGGCAAAUGAGUGUUCAUCCAAUCAUUUGGAUCAUUUGGCUGGAAUAUUAGAUAAACCGGUGUAUCAUCUGCAUAUUGAUACAUAUACAUUUAUUACUUUAUUAUCUCCAACAGGCGUGAGCCUGUGUGUGUGUGUGUGUGUGUGUGUGUGUGUGUGUGUGUGUGUGUGCGUGUCCACGGCUGAUCUCGUAUACUACUGGACCAAUCAGCCUAAAAGUUUUGGUGCUUAUUUAUGACUGUAUGCUCAAGGACCUCCCAUGAAUUGUGGUUAUUCACGCUUUUUGACAAACAUAAUUUAUUGACUGUUUUAUACAGUUUAUCUACUGCUGACCCCUCACUCUUAACCGGAUGAUAGGGGUCGCAAGUGAUCAACAACUGCUUUAGUAGCAAAAGGCAUUUCCAGCCAUUAGCUAGAAUAAAAAACCAAGCCUUACCUUAUCUGUUUUAGGCCACGUUUUGUCCUUUGUCGAGGCUCAAUAUAUGACAUCCAUUGAAAAGUUUGGUCUAAUUUUAACUGGAAAGGUUAUGAUCCUCUCAAGUCAGGCAUGAGACAAGAUGAAUAACUCCAUGAUUUUGUUAUCUUCACUGCCAUCUUGACUCUUAGGCAGCUGUGAGGGACAAUUGUGUAAUAUUCAACGUUUUUUUGUUUGAGAGGUUAGGGUAUACCUGGAGGAGAUCUGCACUCUACUGAGGGCACUUUUCUAGCUAAAAUGGUGAAUUAAAAUGACCCAGACAAAAUUUUCUGUGAGUGAGAACAGGAAAUGUCUAGGAAUAGACCUCUGGACAACAUCACAUAACAGAUUAUUAAACAAACACCAAUAAAUAACAGAUGAAAUCUUAGUACAGUGCUAUCAAAUUCAGCACUCAAAUUGAACAUUAGCCAUAUCUGCUCACCAUUAGAUUUCAUUAGAGAUUGUGAGACAAGCUGCAUCUCUGACUGAAAUCAUUCAUAUACUGUAUGAAGGUAUUUAUUUAUGUUUUUGUUUUAAUUGUAGCUUAUAAUUGGAUUAUUGCUUUGUACUUUCUAUGCUUGUACAAAAUGUGUGCCUAUGCUGCGUACAAUGUAUAUACUCUGUUUGAAUUGCAUGAUUUGCUGUAUUUUCUUUGUUACAUCAAGGUAACAUUGAAGAAGUAAAUUAAAGAUUCAUUAGAGACGUUGCCUUCUAAAAGCUGUUCACUGAAAGUCCAUAUCAAUGUAAAUUAUUGUAGAUAAGGGCACUGUGGGAAUGCUCCCUGAUACAUUAAUAGUGUUAACAUGUAAUAUUUAAAAGUUUAGAAAAUUUGGCUGUUUGGGAACACUGAUCAAGAAUAAACAUCUUAAUUUGCAUUUUGGGACUCAACUUUGCUGUAAGGGGAAAACUUCCUAAAUCUAGUCUAGGCUCAAAUGAACGUCUGUGACAUUAGGACAUUCUCCCACGCUUGAAGUUUUAAAAAAAAAAACGAUGGCAUGGCAAUCAAGUUGAAAUCAAAGUUGUUUUUUGUCACAUUCUGAAAAAGGGACAUUUUUUGUAGAGUUUAGAGAUUUUCACCUGAAUUAACAUGUAUGAUACAGUGAAAGAAGCAGUAGAUAGAGAGGCUGAUGACAGACUCACUAAACACACUGGAAAUGGAUGAUGGCCUUCAAAGUUUAUUUGAAACAGCACAUGAUUUGAUGCUGUUUACCUCCCAGCAGCUACAGUUUUAUGCACCAAAGAGUUUCCACUCUACCACACAUCAAAGAAAGAGUGCCAAUUCAAUGUGCCUACAUGGUCUCACAGACGAAUAAUUCUGUACAUAUUAUAUUCCUUAGUAAUACAUUUUUGUAUAUGAGGGGUUUAAAUGGUUUGGUAGGAUUAUAUUGAAGUAUUUCACUGUAUGUAUUAUUGUGUUAAAAUUGUUGUUUACAUAUCUGAGUCCAAACCAUAUCAAUAAAUUUAUGAACACUCAUACCUCAAAAUAUUUACCUCUGAAGUGUUGAAGGAAUUAUUCCUGCCAUUCUCCUCAGUAAGUAAUGUUGAAGUAAUUGAAUUUGUCUUCAUUUUUGACAAUUGUUAUUUGUAAAUAGAUUUUGUUUUCUUUUUAUGAAUUUGAUUAAUACUGUUAAGACCUUUUCAGAAUUAUGCAACAUCUGCCUUUGUAUUUUUAACGUGUUGAAGGAUUAUAGCCAUUAGUUUCUAGUAAAUAUUUUGUGAUAGCACAAAGUAAGUAAUUUUAAAUCUGUAUUGUAUUUGUGUGAAAUUAUACAUUAUGAAAGGUUUUCUUAAAAAACGUUAAUUCAUCUGUUCAGACAAACCUCAAAGAAAGGAAUUCAGUAAACAGAAACAAAUUAUACUUUAGAAUAAUGCUACUACUUCUGUAGUUGUGAAAGGUUAUCAGAAAUAAAUGUGUGAUGGGAGCAUUUUUAUAAUGGGUCAAAUUGCUACCUUGAACAAAUGAGAUCUUUGAUAAAAUAAUCUGUUAACUUUUGUUUUAAAAAAGAGAGUAUAUUGCAUUUUUAUAUGUAAUUGUUGACAUUAAACAAAUGAUGCAACCCA